Molecule: messenger RNA, 1244 nt
Organism: Tinamus guttatus (white-throated tinamou)
Lineage: Eukaryota; Metazoa; Chordata; Aves; Tinamiformes; Tinamidae
Source: RefSeq, a predicted model, not a curated record
AUGGGGGUGAGAUGCCUGCUCCUGCCGCUGCUGUGCCUCUCGCUCAUGCCGCCGGGGCCUGGCGAUGGAGCCAUUGUAUUGUCUGUCCCUGAAGUGGUUUCAUUAGAAAAUGGAAGUUCAACAAACAUCACUGUAUCUCUGAGGGCUCCAUUAAAUGAGACACUGUCAAUAACACUUAAUAUUACAUACUCAUCAAAACACAGAACCAUUGUUGAACUACCUAAUGAAAUUAAACUGCCUGCAGGUCUCACUGAGGUAGACUUUCAAGUAAAAGCAGAUGAUGUUGGGCAAGUUACAGUGUAUCUUCAUACCAGUAAUUCCAACGUAACUGAACCUAGGAUUCAAUUUCAAGUGAUUCGCAGCAUCAUAGUGAAAUACGCGGAUGAGGUGAUUGGUUGGAUCUAUUUCCUUGCCUGGUCUAUCUCCUUCUAUCCUCAACUCUUUGAGAACUGGCGACGGAAAAGUGUUGUGGGAUUGAGCUUUGACUUCAUUGCAUUAAACCUUACUGGCUUCAUAGCAUACAGCGUAUUUAAUGUUGGACUCUUCUGGAUUCCCUUAAUUAAGGAGGAAUUCUUACUCAGUUAUCCCAACGGAGUAAACCCUGUGGCUAUCAACGAUGUGUUCUUCAGCCUCCACGCGGUAGCUCUAACUCUCCUCAUCAUAAUUCAGUGCUGCAUCUACGAGAGAGCAGGUCAGAAAGUAUCCAAAGUUGUUGUUGGACUACUGGCACUCGCAUGGAUUUUUACCAUCACAACAUUGUUCCUUGCUGCAGCUGAGGAAAUGACAUGGCUACAGUUCUUAUUUUGCUUCUCUUACAUUAAGUUAGCAGUCACACUGACAAAAUAUUUUCCACAGGUAAAUCUGAGCUACUUUUCUGUUGAAACAUUGAAGAGCACGGAGGGAUGGAGCAUUGGAAAUGUAUUACUGGACUUCACUGGUGGAAGCUUCAGCCUCCUACAGAUGUUUCUACAGUCGUACAACAACGACCAGUGGAAGCUAAUCUUUGGAGACCCAACUAAGUUUGGCCUGGGUGUCUUCUCCAUCAUCUUUGAUGUUGUUUUUCUGAUCCAACACUACUGCCUUUAUAGAAGACGAGGGUAUGAACCUUGUGACUAACAUCUGCCAAAAUAAAAACUUUCUAUUGCACUGACCCCCAUCUUGGCUGGGAAUUCCAAGAUGUCUCUUAACCAGCUACCAGAAAUACCGAAUCUGAGCUCUACUUACUUUGAUCCUUUCUGGUACAG